CCCAAAACUUGAUUCGGGAAACUGCAUAGCCAAAGAAAAUGUCAAGUUUGAUAGCUUUUGAUCUUUGAUGUAGUCUCUUGAAUAGACAAUGAUAUUGUAUUAUGUUUUAUAGGUAGAUCUGACAGCCCGAUAUUGUAUUAUGUUUUAUAAGUGAUACUGACAAUCUCGUGAGGGCCACUUUGUGACGGAAUUCAGAAGCAAGAUGUCCAGCUUCCCAGAUCCUUGGUUAAUGAUCUGUAUUGUUGUCUUCCAAAGAGUGAACGAUGUUUUUGGGCAAUUUAUUCAGCCUUCAAAACCAGCAUUGAUUGUCCAACCGUCAAGUUUCCAAAGCGCUGGGCAAUUGAAACCAAGCCAGAUGAACAUGUUGGCUCAACGCGAGUACUACAAUGGUCUAAUGAGCCGAAUGUUAGAGAUCAACAAUAGUAAGUCCACUAAAAACAAUCUAAACAAUGUUGAUGAAAUUAAGGAGUGGAGAUUCACCGACCCGCACAAUUUGAUGGAUACCUGGGCGCCACCUAGCGGUAGAUGGGAGUAUUUUGGAGACUGGAGAGAAUCAGACCGGAAGAAUGACGCACCUUUGCCAAGAGCAAUUCACCGAAACAACAUCAUAAAGUACUUUUUUAGAAGAGGGAUAUUAUUUAGACCAAAUUUGGACGGAAGCAAUGGGCACCGACCGGCUCACAAUAUCCCAGUUUUUCAUUCGGGACCAAUGAAACUUUUUUGAUGAUUCCUUCACGUUCCAUAACUAUUUUAUCUUUGGAUGAUCUUCUGUAUGUACAUUCGCAGUCAAUGUCUUAAUUUUUUACAACAGUGAGGAGAGGAAUAUAACGAGUUUUCUUUCGAAGAGAGCCAAUCCUAUCGACAAGUUUUUAUUUAUACAUUGAAUAUAUAUACUUAUAUAAUUUAUUAUGUUUUUGUUUUAUGUUGCAUAUUAAAGAAUUGUUCAAAUUGA
Saccostrea cuccullata (small rock oyster) is the source of this 952-nucleotide messenger RNA. RefSeq lists its product as uncharacterized. NCBI's taxonomy places the organism in Eukaryota, Metazoa, Mollusca, Bivalvia, Ostreida, Ostreidae. The coding region runs from base 203 to 724 and encodes 173 amino acids. The transcript has 3 exons. The record is from RefSeq and is a predicted model, not a curated record.